Messenger RNA from Mangifera indica (mango), 1761 nucleotides. RefSeq names its product E3 ubiquitin-protein ligase RFI2-like. The record is from RefSeq and is a predicted model, not a curated record. Gene Ontology annotation, molecular function: ubiquitin-protein transferase activity. Lineage: Eukaryota; Viridiplantae; Streptophyta; Magnoliopsida; Sapindales; Anacardiaceae. The transcript is spliced from 6 exons. Bases 128 to 1384 code for a protein of 418 amino acids.
UGACAGGUCGGAGAGAGAACUAAAGGUAGAUUUGGGGUUCACAAUCACAACAACUAGAUAGAUAGGAGCAAACAAAAGUUUUCAGAUUUGUCGCUUAGGAUUUUUAAUUUUUGGGACGAAGGACAACAUGGUGGGCUCUAUAGCCACGACCACUCAUCGUCAUCCUUCAAAAGCUGGUGGUGAUGAAGAUGAUGAUCAAGCUACUGAGCCCCCUUCUUCGUUGGUUUCCUGCUCGAUUUGUCUUGACCCCGUCUCUGAUAAUGGCUCCAGAUCCACCGCUAAGCUCCAUUGUGGCCAUCAAUUCCAUCUUGAUUGCAUUGGUUCAGCAUUUAAUAUAAAGGGGGCUAUGCAAUGUCCAAAUUGUCGGAAGAUUGAAAAAGGUCAAUGGUUGUAUGCCAAUGGCUCUAGUCGUUCACUUCCUGAGUUUAGUAUGGAAGAUUGGAUACCUGAUGAGGACUUCUAUGAUUUAAGUUAUUCUGAUAUGCCAUAUAGAGUUCACUGGUGCCCAUUUGCUGAAUUGGCACGAGUUGGUUCAUCUUUUGAGGAGGUGGAACCUCCAUCAACCAUAUAUCAUGACCUACCAGGACACCAUCCCAUAUUCUCUGAACAAGAAGUAGCAUCUAUGGCUCAUUCGUAUGUUGCAUAUGUUGGACCAAUUCCACCUACAACCCUGAGAUCUAGUAAUAAUGUUGAUGAUUCUCUUUUAAAUUAUCACUGGAAUGGUCCAUCGGGACACAAUGAGAUUUUUCCUCCCCAUGCAUUUCCUGCCAUCCAUUACCAUAGUGGGGGUCAUCAUUCCCCCCUUUUCUCGACAUCCAAUAGACAUAUAAAUGGUGUUGAUCCAGCUUCUGUUUCUCCUGCCACACUGAGAUCUUCUCAUGGUGAAUCUGAUGCUGUAACAAUGUCCAGAUCUUUCCUACAUCCAUUUGUCUCUGAUCAUGGUUCUGGUCCUAGAGCUGGGAGCUCAUUUGUCUCCUCAAUUGGUCCUUGUCAUCCUGGCAGCACUACUGUGAACCUUGAAAGGAUCCAGGCUUCUCAUUCCUUCCUUCCUCAGCAGCAGUCGAGCAGUGCAUCAGGCUUGCCCACACAUGUAGUGCCAGGUUUUAGGAGAUUUGAUGGUUCGAGGAGCUUGCCUGCAGUAGUGCCAGCACUCCCACAACAUGAUCAGAAUGGUAAUUUCUAUAUUUUUCCGCCAAGUUCAUCAUCAGGGCAGAACCUGCAAGAAGCAGAAUCUCCGUUUUUGAAUCGUUCCCAUGUACGGGAAAGAGAGAGGUUAUCUCAUUUCCCUGCUGUAACAAGAGACUCAAGUUGGGUUUCAUUUCAUCAGACUAAUGGGACCUCAGAGUCAGGAAACAGGUCAGGAAGCUUUUGGCACUUGUCUUAACGGGAUGGGAUCAAAACCUUCUUGCAAGUUUGUCCUGCCUGUCAGAAAGUUGCUUGCAUUGCAUGCAUCUGAACUCAAUGAUAUUGAACUUAAAAAGGUUAAAUAUGUGAACUGCAAAACUCGCUGUUGUAAAUUUUGGCACAGUCAAUCACCCUUAGCUGUUGUCGAAUUUUGUAAAUCGUGGGAAAGUUGCUGUAUCCCCGUGGCCCCUGAAACUCAACCUUUUGGCAAUAAGCUUUGGUGCAAAUGCAAUUUGUACUGUUACAUUAGACUUGCCAAGUCACAGGCGGAUGUUUCAUUACUCUGUACAGUGAUAUUAAAAUUCUCAACUGUCUCUCAAAGUUUUUAUUGAUCAAUGUGAAUUUAAUGCACCACCA